Messenger RNA from Priapulus caudatus, 566 nucleotides. RefSeq lists its product as uncharacterized. Lineage: Eukaryota; Metazoa; Priapulida; Priapulimorpha; Priapulimorphida; Priapulidae. Bases 87 to 566 code for a protein of 159 amino acids. The transcript is spliced from 3 exons. The record is from RefSeq and is a predicted model, not a curated record.
UGCCCCGUAUUGCGAACUGCCCUGCAUCCAUCCUUGCGUGCCCCGAAUCCAUAGCGCCAACAGGAACGCAUGUAUGAGAACAGAAGAUGGGAUCGUACAAAUGGAUGGCGCUUUGGGUCGCACUUCUGGUGGCGCUACUCGCACUGGCUGCAGGGAUUAAACCGAUUAAGGGAACAUACAGACACAAGCACAAUGUGCAUCCCGGCCACGCGCUAGGGUGGAUCAAGAAAAAGGCCAAACAUAGCAUUUUGAGGUAUAGCUGCAGAGAAGCCUGCCACUUCAUGCAGUCCUACUGUGAAAGUUGCACAAAGCCCAACUGGAGUGACCAUGACCGGUAUAGGAUUGGAAAAGGAAGUGACACUAACGGGAAGGGGAUUGCAGAAAGACGUGAGCCUGAGGGGAAAAGAACUGCAGGAAGACUUGACCACGACUGGAAGAGAAAUAAAGGAAGACACGUACAUCUAGUACAUAACAUCCGCAAACGUAUCCAAGGCAAAAUACACAAAGUUUCGUGCAAUGCCGUAUGCAAAUUUGCAAAGGCUCAAUGUAUAUUGCUGCUCAUUUAA